Nomascus leucogenys (northern white-cheeked gibbon) is the source of this 2707-nucleotide messenger RNA. RefSeq names its product spermatogenesis associated 6 like (gene SPATA6L). The transcript is spliced from 11 exons. Gene Ontology annotation, molecular function: myosin light chain binding. The record is from RefSeq and is a predicted model, not a curated record. Bases 819 to 1961 code for a protein of 380 amino acids. Gene Ontology annotation, biological process: spermatogenesis. Lineage: Eukaryota; Metazoa; Chordata; Mammalia; Primates; Hylobatidae.
CUUAAACUAAACCCCAGAAAAGGCUGGACACCGUUAUGGAAAGACUGACAUAUUUCUAUUGCUGCUAACAGGGGAUACGUAACUUUUAAAUAUGUUUAAGAAUUAACCUUAUAUUUCUAACUAGCACACGUUUGUUAUUGACGGUGGCCAUGUUUUCCGAAGCAAACAUAACAUUUAAUAAGCAAAAGAGUAUUUUUAGGAACAGGUAACUAUAUUAAAUGAGAAUUGUUACAGAAACUACAAGGCUUGGGGUCGUGCAGCUACUAAACAUGUGUACUAUUUAAAUUAUAACAGACCUACGAUCUCAUUCUACUUUCAGAAUGGAAACGGUACACAUUUUAACAUGGUAAUUGGGGAUAGCGGGAGCUGAUGGAAAGAAAUCCGGGAUUGUUAGCAUUUCUCUAUCCGCCUACCACGCCAGCCAGGGCCAGUCUCUCUGGUUGGGGGCACUGCGUGGGCAACAGCGACCGCGCCUCCAAGCGGCGCACAGUGAGUGCGCGCGACUGCGCUGGGGCCUCGCGCGCGUUCCACGAUGAAGACUGCGCGUUUGAGUGUCCCUGGCAACGCCACGCUUCCGCCUUCUGGAAGCCUGCACUCCAGCUUCUGAGAGUGCUGCACUCCCGCACUCCAGAGCGUGAGAGACCCGUCCUGGUGGGAGGGACCUGGGCUGGGGGGGACGGUGGGGGAAGAAGGGGGUGGGACUGGGAAAGCUUCUGGGAACAUUUGCUCUAGGGAUUCAGCUAAACUAAGAAAAAUUGGUCCAAGGCUCCGCACAAAAGGAUCUUUUCAUUCCAGUCCUUUCGCCCACGCAGGGAACGAUGCCUCUGGAGGUGGUGGUGGAGCUGCAGAUCCGGGCGAUUUCUUGCCCAGGAGUGUUCCUGCCUGACAAACAAGAUGUGUACCUCGGGGUCUACCUCCUGAAUCAGUACCUGGAGACAAACAGCUUUCCCUCUGCGUUCCCCAUUAUGAUUCAGCAGAGCAUGAGAUUUGAAAAGGUAUUUGAAAGUGCAGUAGAUCCUGGAGCUGUAGUAGACCUUUUGGAAAGCUUCCUAACCAGGUUUGAAUUAAUACAGCUAGUUCCUCCAGUGUGGGAUGAGUUGGCCUACUAUGAAGAAAACACACGAGAUUUUCUUUUCCCAGAGCCCAAGCUGACACCUUCGCACCCUAGGAGGUGUAGGGAGGUGCUCAUGAAGACGGCUCUGGGUUUUCCAGAAGAAAGACAUAAGUCACGAAGGCCUUUAUCUACAUCACAUGAACCAAUAUUUCCCUUAAGUACUAUAAAGAUGAAACUAAAGGAGAAUAAUCUCAACAGACUGCCCAAAGGCAUGCAAGCCCGGGCGCCCUCUCCGUAUUCUACCAGGCAUUUCUUCCAGGACCAGCCAGCUCAGUUGAACCUUGGAAAUAAUUUCAAAAUCUCUGGAGGAAGCAAGCCUCCAUUUGUUGUUAGACAUGUGGACAGUGCAAAGCCCUUUGGUGAGAAUAUUUCAGAGCAUCAUUUGAGGAGGUCUAGAAGAAAAUCUAAGUUUUCAGACUUUCCGUUUCCAACGAGAAGAGCUUCUUCUCUUGACAGCCUUGCAGCUAACGUAAAGGUUAUUAAAGAGCCAGAUGAACGGAUUGUUUUAAGGAGUGACUCAUCAUCAUGUUUAGAUUCAAGUCAGUUUGGAAAGUCCUCAUCCAGUAAACAAGGAGAUACUGAUUUCCACGGGAAAGCUUCAUUUGCCACCUACCAGCAUUCCAGCUCUCCUGGCCCCUUGGAUCAGCCCCUUCUCAGAGAAAGGUUCCAUCCUGGUUCUCAGUCCACAUGGAAGAAUAUCCAUGAGAGGGUAUGCAGUCUUCUAACAGCCCACAGAGCGCAGCAGCACCAAAACAAGGAAGAUGCUACCUCUGAAGUAAAUUAUAUCAUUGAAAGACCAAGCUACCCUCUGAAGAAAUACCCACUGCAUGAACAGAGAUAUUUUUAAGCUACUGUCUUAUGUAAGUAAGCAGCUUAAGUGCUUCUCCUUAUCUUGGUUUGCUAAAAGAAUUUCAGUUUCCUCCUAUCAAUAUGAAGUAACUAGAAAGUGUGGAGGACAGGAGACUUGGAGGAGACCCGAGAACCGCGUUCUUCCCUUGCUGUGUAUGAUAACGGCAAUGCACGUGCCUUCCAGCUCUCUUGCUGCCUCUUAUAAUCAUCUCCCCUGCCCGCAACAUCACCCUUUAUCUAAUAAACUUUCUGGCCUUCUUUCAGCUUCUUGAACACGGAGCUCUUUCCUGCCAUGAGGUCUCUGCACAUGUUGUUUUCUCCAUCUGGAAUAUGUCUUCCUGACUUUGCCUGGAUAACUUCUAUUUGUCCUUCCAGGCUCUUGAUUUUCUAUGAUACGACACUCCCUCUCUCUGUGAUGUGUACCCUUUAGUACACGGCAUUUUUCCUUCAUAAAUUAUGACACAGUUUCUUAUUAUAUUUUUAACUGGGCUGAUUGUUUAAAAUCUGUCUCUUCUACUGGAAUGAAACCUUUAUGAGAUCAGAGAAUCUGUCUCUGUUGCUCACUGCUUUAUACCCAGUAUUUGGUGCCGUACAGUGGAAUCACAUUUAACUUUUCAAACACAUGUAAUAGGUGUGUGCACUGAACAAGAACCUGCCUACCCACCUCCACCCUGCUGCUGUCCCUGUAUCACCUGACCCUCCACAAAGGUUACUGCUCAGUAAAGAGGGUUUUUUGUUUUUGUU